CAUCUCUUUAGCCAUGGGGGAGAUGGAGCAAUUGCGUCAGGAAGCUGAACAGCUCAAGAAACACAUUGCGGAUGCCCGGAAAGCCUGUGCCGAUACCACCUUGGCAGAGCUGACUUCUGGCCUAGAGGUUGUUGGGAGGAUUCAGAUGCGGACACGGCGGACCCUCCGUGGACACUUGGCUAAGAUCUAUGCCAUGCACUGGUCGACUGACUCCAAGCUGCUAGUGAGUGCUUCACAGGACGGGAAGCUGAUCGUGUGGGACACCUACACCACCAACAAGGUCCAUGCCAUUCCUCUGCGUUCAUCUUGGGUCAUGACCUGUGCCUAUGCGCCGUCGGGGAAUUUUGUGGCCUGUGGAGGCCUGGACAACAUGUGCUCCAUCUAUAGCCUCAAAUCUCGAGAGGGCAAUGUCAAAGUGAGCCGGGAGCUCUCUGCCCACACAGGUUACCUGUCCUGCUGUCGAUUCCUAGAUGACAACAACAUUGUGACCAGCUCUGGGGACACCACAUGCGCCCUCUGGGACAUUGAGACUGGUCAGCAGAAAAUGGUAUUUUUGGGCCACACAGGAGAUUGCAUGAGCCUGGCUGUUUCUCCCGACUUCAAACUCUUUAUUUCUGGGGCCUGCGAUGCCAGCGCCAAAUUGUGGGAUGUUCGAGAGGGGACUUGCCGCCAAACUUUCACGGGUCACGAGUCUGACAUCAAUGCUAUCUGCUUCUUCCCCAAUGGUGAAGCGAUUUGUACUGGCUCAGAUGAUGCCACCUGCCGUCUCUUUGACCUCCGGGCUGACCAGGAGCUCAUCACUUAUUCCCACGAAAGCAUCAUCUGUGGGAUCACGUCGGUUGGCUUCUCCCGAAGUGGCCGCCUCUUGUUGGCUGGCUAUGAUGACUUUAACUGUAACAUCUGGGAUUCCAUGAAGGGUGAACGUGUUG
Gracilinanus agilis (Agile Gracile Mouse Opossum) is the source of this 929-nucleotide messenger RNA. RefSeq names its product guanine nucleotide-binding protein G(I)/G(S)/G(T) subunit beta-3. NCBI's taxonomy places the organism in Eukaryota, Metazoa, Chordata, Mammalia, Didelphimorphia, Didelphidae. The transcript has 8 exons. The record is from RefSeq and is a predicted model, not a curated record. Gene Ontology annotation, cellular component: heterotrimeric G-protein complex; cytoplasm. Gene Ontology annotation, biological process: G protein-coupled receptor signaling pathway. Gene Ontology annotation, molecular function: protein binding; signaling receptor complex adaptor activity. The annotation marks the transcript as partial.